Molecule: messenger RNA, 5139 nt
Organism: Aplysia californica (California sea hare)
Lineage: Eukaryota; Metazoa; Mollusca; Gastropoda; Aplysiida; Aplysiidae
Product: vesicle-associated membrane protein 7
Exons: 6
Coding region: 181-897 (238 amino acids)
Biological process (GO): vesicle fusion; exocytosis
Cellular component (GO): SNARE complex; membrane
Molecular function (GO): SNARE binding; SNAP receptor activity
Source: RefSeq, a predicted model, not a curated record
UUUACAUUAGAGGCCAGAGAUUAUCUCAUCUGUUUUACCUCCCUCUUUCUGAUGCUAUGAAAAACCGUUUGUGUCAGUAUUGUCUUUCUUCUGGUUUUACCCACAUUGUGACAUAGGCCUAGGUCUAUCGGUUGAGAAGAUUUUGAUCCGGGAAGAGGCUAGAAAGAUUCCAGAAUCAAAAUGACAAUUUUGUACAGCUGCGUAGCAAGAGGCACCACAGUGCUAUGCUCGAACCAGUCAGGCGCAGGGAAUUUUCCUGAAACUAUACAGUCAAUGCUGCCUAACAUUCCAAGUCGAAGUGAUGGAAAGAAAACUUAUACAUCAAACAAUUAUGAAUUCCACUGCCUCAUUGAAAAUGGCAUGCUGUUUGUUUGUGCCACAAAUGCUGGAGUCAGCAAACAGCAACCCUAUGGCUUUUUGGCGGAGAUUAAAAAGCGUUUCCAAUCAGGUUCCUUACCUGGUCGAGCAAUGACUUCGGAGGCAGGAGAACUUGACAGCGAAUUUGACCAUGUUCUAAGCCAACAAAUGCAAAAAUACUCCCAGGCUGGUGUGGGCAGCAACAGUGCUGUGGCUGCAGUACAGAAGCAAGUGGAGGAGGUCAAGGGGGUCAUGUCUCAGAAUAUAGAGCGUGUGUUAGAGCGUGGAGACCGACUAGAGGAUCUUAUGGAUAAGACAGAAGAACUGGAAGCUGGGGCAGCAACAUUCCAACGUACUUCCCGUAAGAUUCAGAGGCGCUACUUUUGGAAGAACAAGAAGAUGACGAUCAUCCUGGCAUGUAUAUUGCUGGUGGUUGUUCUUGUCAUCGUUCUGAUCAUCCUAUUCUCUACGGGCAUCUUGCCUCCUGACAGUGAUGAUGACGAUAAGCCAAAACCAAGUCCCACAUCAAGUUCACCGUAGAGACCUCACAGGUCUGUUAGCUACAGGGGUAAUUUGAUUACAAAGACUGUGAAUCAUGCUUAGUAAUUUAUUCCUCUAUAAUUCAGUUUCCAUACAUUUCAUUUGUUUUUCUUCCUUUCAUAAAUAAGCUAUUUUACUCUGAAUGUAAAUUCAAAGUCAGUUGUAAUGAAUAGUCAGUGUUCUUGGUAUGAUUGUAGAUGUUUUAUGCCCUCAUCUACACUUUUUAGAUUUUCCAGACUUUUUGAUCCUGCCUGUCAAGGCCAACGUGGACUGACAGGGAUUCAAAGUCCUGCUAAAAAGAGUAGGAUACUCGAUAAAGAUCUCCCUAUAUAGGAAUCGAACUCACCUCUUCUGUAUAGAAUGGCAAAGAGCAAAACCACUACACCACAGAUGCACGUAUCAUUUUUUAUGUCAUCAGUACACUUUUGUUAUGAAAAAGUUAUUGAGUGGCUCUUAAGCAACAUUAAGAGCCUCAUGAGUAUUAUAUUUUUAGUUGUAUUGGUCUGAAUGCUCAGAGGUUUUGCAAAGCAUGAUGAAGAUUCUCUCUUCUUUCCCUUUUUUUCACUUCAGCCUUUCUUUCUUUUUUUUAUCCAAUUCCUGAUUUCCUCUUAGAGUACUCAUCUGCUUGUUUCUGAUGAGAAAUAAAUAUAUGACGCAUCACAAAUGUGCAUCACUUUUAUAGCGGGUCAAAGAGUUGAGCAGUAAGGACGAAAAUGCCGAUGGUCUGUACAGUUUCACGCUUACAAUUCAAGAGAACAAGUAGUCAUCGGAUUUUUUUAUAUACGCCUUCUCAGUGCUAGAUGUUACCGACGGUUCUCCUCAUGGGAAAGCCUGCAACUUGUACAGUUAGUACAGUUAGAAAAGGAUGGAAGAUGAAGAUUUAAAGUAGUAUCUGCAGAAAUGGAUUUAUAAUUUCCAUUGUGAAAACAUAUCUAGUUCCCAACAAUCCUUGUCAGUCUCUUGAAUCAUUACUAUUUAUAUUAUACAUAAUGUUAAUUUCUAAAUAUGGCACAUUUGAAAGCUUUAAAAGAUCAUAUUUAAAUGUUCAUCAUCAGUUAAAUUGUGCCAUUUGAGAAGAUACAAUGUUGCUAGUUCUGACUAAAUUUUCUUUUACCUUGUACGUUUUUACUGUUUCGGACAUGAGGAGGGCAAGCAGCAUAAAGAGGCAGAGAUAACUAAUAAAAUCACUAUGAAGUUUUUUUACUUUCAUGAGUUGAAUUGAAAACUGAUGAGAGUACUAUUCCUUCAGCAAAGAAGUGCGUUUAGAAUACUACGGCUGCUCUUCUCUAAUCUAUGCAUUUUACUAUUUUAUACUUGACUGUUCACUUGCUUCUUUUUGUGUUAAUGGCAGUAGUAUACAGUCAGUUAAGAAUUAGAUACAUUCACUGAUGUUUGAUUUUGAGAUGGAGUCCAAAUUUAUCUUGUGCUUCUCAGAAUGAUCCCUGUUGGCCCAAUGUUAAGUCAGAGAACCAAGCUUGCCACUUUUAAAGUGAUCAAGUAAAUUGCAGUAGGGAUUUAUCCUUUGCCAAAAGCAAGCAAAGAUUAAAAGGAAUACACAAUGCUUUGCGUUUAAGACUGUCACACACUGUAAUUUUUUUUUGGUAUCUGUGUAGCUAUAUUAUUACAAUCUUGAUAAAUGUGUUUGCUAAUUUCAGUUAGGUCUGAGAGUGGAAAUAUGAAUAUAUAUGGCAAGACCACAGAAAUAUACCACAGUGCCAUUGGACACGUUAUUGAAAUAUUGCAGAUUGAAAUGGUCAUUUUCGAAUAUUCUCAUCUGCAUUUCGUACAAGAAAAAAUGUUGGAUAUCCUUGUGAUUUAGAAUUAACAGCAAAAAAUGUUUUUAGUGUGAAAGUUUUCGCGAUACAUUCCAGUUAUUUUCACAAGUAUUAUUUUCCGCCUUGUGCAAAACUUUUUAAUAAAAUUAUUUUACAUUAUGGCAAUAUGCAGAUAUAACUUUCAGACUCUAUUUGCUCUUUUUGAAAACAAUUGUACUAUUUCCUAUCAUUUACCAGUGUGCUACUUAUUGACACUGCUGAACUAAUGAUCAUUUGGAUGCUCCUUGUGCUUGUGCAUGUAUAUAUUUUUUAUACUGUGCUUUGUAUAUUGAAGAGAUUCAACAAGUGUCUUUGCUUGAUCUAUUUUACAAUGCUGUUGAGGUGAAAGACAAAGAUUUAUCCACAAUAAGGGUGAAUGAGCUACAGAUUUUUGACACUCAGAAAUUGAACUUUGUUCACUUAGAGUCUGUCUCCCAAUAACAUCCUCACCAACUGGAAAUUUUUUUUUUAGUACUGAGACUGACUCUUACCAGCAUCGAUGGAAUUGGACGUUUCGACAUCACAAAUAGAAAGCCUAAGUGCAAUCCAGGUGCGGGGAGAUUUUUUUUUUCAAGUAUUUAGUUCUUUCUACUGGCACGUUUUGUCCCUCUCAGUCCAGGUUGGCCUUGACAUGCAGGGUCAAAGCCUGGUUUGCCUCGUAAAUGAUCUAAAAUUGUGUCAGUGGGGAUGUAAAACGCUUACAUUAAAAAAGAAGACUGGCUCUUCAGGCCGUAUGGUGCUCCAUUCCCAAGAAUCCUGAUUGUCAUGGCUGCUUAUGAAAUGUUUUGUGCUGUGCCUCUAUCAAGUCAAGUUUUCAUACAUCAUAUAUAUUUUUUCUAUAAAACCGGUGCAACCUAGGUUGUGGUUGUUUUCUUCAUCAAUUUUUGCAAAGAAAAUUUAUUGUAAAAAUAUUCUCUCUCGAAUAGGAUAGAAAAGCUGCAUGUGAAGUGUUUGAUUUAUUCGUAGAUAUAAAUGCAGGCUGAAAUUUUAUAUUUUGAGGAAAGACAAGUCUUUUUAUUAUCAAUUUUUAUCAAACAAUAAAUUAGAAAAAAAUAUCACCCUGUGUGGCAACUGAUCGAGAGAAAACAAAUAACUAAAGAAUGCUGUAGUAUCUUCUUUCAUUCUUCUGUCCUUGAUCAGUUUUGCCUCUGUCAUGCUAUGGAAGCAAUCCCAUAUAUGUAAUUUGAUCUCAUUUAAUUUUUGCUUGUCAAAGAGUUUUUCCAACUACUGUUUUUGGGGAUGGGACUAUUCUUUGUGCGGCAGGACGUAGUAGUAUUGAUUCAUAAUUUAUUAAACUGCCAGUAGAACAGAGUGGACUCUUUUAGGAAUGCAAUAUCAUGCUAGAAGAGAUCAAGAUUAUAAAGACCUACUGAUAAACAAGUGCUCAAGCUUUUCUAAUGUAGAAUGUUUGCAACAGUAACAUGUGUCUUACAAUCAAAAUGCCUUUCUGUUUUCAUGAAUUGUAUUAAAUUAUAUUUGUAUAAGAUCAAUGAUAUUGUUAUUUUUGUCAAACACAUUCCUUCUUGUUAUUUUGUCAUGUUUGAAUGCAAAGUAUAAGUCUCUGUGCUUAAUUUAUUGUCCCUGAAAUACAAGUAUUUGUGUGGUACUUAAAAGCUUGCUAAAAAAAAAAUUGUGAUCUACAUGUGCAGAAUUUAUGGAAAUAUUUGUUUGUGAUUAUGCAAUUCAAAUAGUGCUUUAAGAGAUGACUUUUAUUAUCGUUGUUUUAAAAGAUUAAUGAAGAUAAAGUUUUGAUAUAACGCCUCAAUAAUUAGUAAAGGAGGCUCAUGCCAUGACACAUUUAGUAAGGAAUAUUGUAUUCUUUGUGGUUUUACAAUUGCUUGUGGCACAUAUUGAUAAUCCAGACUGCAGAAAUGUGGGAGAGAGCUGCAUAGAUUGUAAAAAUGAUUUUGAUUUGACUGAAGAAUUAUUGAUUGUUUGUCAGUGAAAGAUUUUCCUCUGUACAGGUAGGGUUCCUUUUUCCUAAUCAUUGCUAACCUAUAAAAACUAGCUUAGGGUCUAUGUUGUUUCACAUCUGUAGAGUUUGCGAGAUGCAUUGACUUCGCCUGCAAUAAUUCAGUUUUAGAGAUGUUUAUUGAUACAAUUAUGCUCUAUUAUUUGUUUUCUUGUUGUCUUUGGUGAUACAUGUAUCACCUUGUGUGCUGCUAGGAAACUUAUCAUUAUCAAAAUAUUUUUACAAAUACGGCUACAGAGGUAGAAAUUUGAUUAUAUUUUUCCUUUUUUGUAUGAAUAAUGUCUAUUGUCAGGUAUCAGAUUUGUUUACUUUUUUUCCAAACGACUUACAAUGUUUGUCUAUGGAUUAAACUGUUAUGAUACUCUUUUCAAUGGCGAAUUAGGUGCAAUUGUUUCCUACCAACAUGUUUUUUCUCUAAGAGUCAACAAAGAAUAAAACAUAAUGAAUAGUUUUUUA